GUUCAGCUCCUUUGCCGUCUUCUGCUGGGCUCCACGCCUACGCUCCCCUUUCAGCACCAUGGUCAGCGCGCGACUCUUCUUCCUCGGUGUCACCUGCUCCGUCUUCUUCUUGUUGGUGCGCAGUGAUGACUCGCUGGAAGCUCGAUCUCUUCAAAACCCCAUCAAGACACCAGAGGAGAAGGAACUGAUUGAAGCCUUGCAAGAAGUUUUGGAAAAGCUGAAGAAUAAACGAAUGCCCUCUGCGGAGAAGAAGCUGGGCUGGCUACCCUCGUGCGAUGCAGGGGAACAGUGCGCGAUCCGCAAGGGGGCGAGAGUCGGGCAGUUGUGCGGCUGUCCGCGAGGGACGUCCUGCAACUUCUACAUCCUGAAGUGUUUGUAGAGCAAGACGCUGAUAACGUGAGACCCGAGG
Molecule: messenger RNA, 409 nt
Organism: Megalops cyprinoides (Indo-Pacific tarpon)
Lineage: Eukaryota; Metazoa; Chordata; Actinopteri; Elopiformes; Megalopidae
Product: cocaine- and amphetamine-regulated transcript protein-like
Exons: 3
Coding region: 59-379 (106 amino acids)
Biological process (GO): cellular response to starvation; positive regulation of MAPK cascade; G protein-coupled receptor signaling pathway
Molecular function (GO): neuropeptide hormone activity
Source: RefSeq, a predicted model, not a curated record